This is a messenger RNA of Sebastes umbrosus (honeycomb rockfish), 8831 nucleotides long. RefSeq names its product myosin-1B-like. The record is from RefSeq and is a predicted model, not a curated record. Lineage: Eukaryota; Metazoa; Chordata; Actinopteri; Perciformes; Sebastidae. Gene Ontology annotation, molecular function: ATP binding; cytoskeletal motor activity; actin filament binding. Gene Ontology annotation, cellular component: myosin complex. The transcript has 38 exons. The coding region runs from base 1 to 5820 and encodes 1939 amino acids.
AUGAGCGAUGUCGAGAUGGAAAUAUAUGGGGUGGCUGCCCCAUACCUCCGCAAAUCGGAGCGGGAGAGAAUCGCAGCUCAAAACAUGCCGUUUGAUGCCAAAACAGCCAUCUUUGUGCCUGAUCCGAGGCAGGAGUAUGUGAAGGGGAAAAUCCGGAGCCAAGACGGCUCCAAUGUCACCGUGGAGACUGAGAAUGGAAAGAUGGUCACAGUGCACCUGGACGACAUCCGCCCCAUGAACCCUCCUAAGUUUGACAAGCUGGAGGACAUGGCCAUGCUGACACACCUGCACGAACCAGCUGUGCUCUUUAACCUCAAGGAGCGCUACGCCGCCUGGAUGAUCUACACCUACUCUGGGCUCUUCUGUGUGACUGUGAACCCCUAUAAGUGGCUUCCAGUCUACAACCCAGAGGUGGUGGCCGGGUACCGGGGGAAGAAAAGGCAGGAGGCCCCCCCACACAUCUUCUCCAUCUCUGACAGCGCUUACCAGUACAUGCUCACAGAUCGAGAGAACCAGUCUAUCCUGAUCACUGGAGAAUCUGGUGCCGGGAAGACGGUCAACACAAAGAGAGUCAUCCAGUAUUUUGCAACUAUUGCAUCAAUGGGAGACGUGAGCAAGAAAGAGCAGCUUCCCAGCAAGAUGAAGGGGAAUCUUGAGGAUCAAAUCAUCCAGGCCAACCCUCUACUGGAAGCUUUCGGGAACGCCAAGACUGUGAGGAACGACAACUCCUCUCGAUUUGGAAAAUUCAUCCGCAUCCACUUUGGAACAAAGGGGAAGUUGGCAUCAGCUGAUAUUGAAACGUACCUUUUGGAAAAAUCCAGAGUGACGUUCCAGCUGCUGGCAGAGAGGAGCUAUCACAUCUUCUAUCAGAUCUUGUCAAACAAGAAGCCUGAUUUAAUUGAAAUGAUGCUGAUAACCACCAACCCAUACGACUACCCUUUUAUCAGCCAGGGUGAAAUCACUGUGCUGAGCAUCAACGACACCGAGGAGCUGAUGGCCACCGAUAGUGCCAUCGACAUCCUGGGGUUCAACUCGGAGGAAAAGGUCGGCAUCUACAAGCUGACUGGCGCUGUGAUGCAUUAUGGGAACAUGAAGUUCAAGCAGAAGCAACGGGAGGAGCAGGCAGAGCCCGAUGGCACCGAGGUGGCAGAUAAAGUGGCCUACCUGAUGGGUCUGAACUCCGCUGAUCUGCUGAAAGCGCUGUGUUAUCCCCGAGUGAAGGUUGGGAAUGAGUAUGUCACCAAAGGUCAGACUCCUCAGCAGGUGAACAAUGCUAUGGGCGCCCUCUCUAAGGCCGUGUAUGAGAAGCUGUUCCUGUGGAUGGUCACGAGGAUCAACCAGCAGCUCGACACCAAACUUCCAAGACAGCAUUUUAUUGGCGUCCUGGAUAUCGCAGGGUUUGAGAUUUUCGAGAUGAACAGCCUGGAGCAGCUGUGCAUCAACUUUACAAACGAGAAGCUGCAACAGUUUUUCAACCACCACAUGUUUGUGUUGGAGCAAGAGGAAUACAAGAAGGAAGGGAUCACGUGGGAGUUCAUUGACUUCGGCAUGGACUUGGCAGCCUGCAUUGAGCUCAUUGAAAAGCCAAUGGGUAUAUUUUCUAUUCUCGAAGAGGAGUGCAUGUUUCCGAAGGCGACAGACGGCUCCUUCAAGAACAAGCUGUACGACCAACACCUGGGAAAGAACAGCAUCUUCCAGAAGCCCAAGCCCUGCAAAGGAAAGGUCGAGGCCCACUUCUCACUCAUGCAUUAUGCCGGCACCGUAGACUACAACAUCAGCGGCUGGCUGGAGAAGAACAAAGACCCGCUCAAUGACACCGUGGUGCAGCUUUACCAGAAAGCUUCCCUGAAGCUGCUCUCUCAGCUCUUUGCCACAUAUUCCACUGCUGACGCUCAUGUUUCUGUAUCUGCAGAUGGAAGUAAGAGAAGUGCCAAGAAAAAGGGAUCUUCUUUCCAGACGGUUUCUGCACUUUUCAGGGAAAACCUGAAUAAACUGAUGUCCAACCUCCGGUCCACAAAUCCACACUUUGUCAGAUGCCUUAUCCCGAAUGAAACCAAGACACCAGGGUCCAUGGAUCACCAUCUGGUCCUUCACCAGCUGCGCUGUAACGGUGUGCUGGAAGGGAUCCGGAUCUGCAGGAAGGGAUUCCCCAGCAGGAUCCUCUAUGGAGAUUUCAAGCAGAGGUACAGGAUUCUGAACGCCAGUGCGAUCCCGGAGGGACAGUUUAUUGACAGCAAGAAGGCUUCAGAGAAGCUGCUCUCCUCCAUUGAUGUGGACCACGCUCAGUAUAGAUUUGGAUACACAAAGGUGUUUUUCAAAGCGGGCCUUCUGGGUCUCCUGGAGGAGAUGAGGGAUGAACGGCUGGCUGUGCUGAUGACUCGUCUCCAGGCCGUUUCCAGGGGUUACGUCACCAGGCUGCGGCUCAAGGAGAUGAUGAAGAAAAGAGAGUCCAUUUUCAUCAUCCAGUACAACAUACGCUCCUUCAUGAAUGUGAAGAACUGGCCUUGGAUGAGGCUCUACUUCAAGAUAAAGCCUCUGUUACGAAGCGCAGAGGCCGAGAAAGAGAUGCAGAACAUGAAAGAGGAGUUUGCACGACUCAAAGAGGAGUUUGCAAAGUCUGAGGCCAGGAGGAAGGAGCUGGAGGAGAAAAUGGUCAUGCUCGUCCAGGAGAAGAACGACCUUUACCUUCAAAUCCAAGCAGAGAGGGAGAACCUGUGCGAUGCCGAGGAGCGGUGCGAGGGCUUGAUAAAGAGCAAGAUCCACCUGGAGGCCAAAGCCAAAGAGUUCUCCGAGAGGUUGGAGGAAGAGGAGGAGAUCAAUGCCGAAAUCGCCACGAAGAAGAGGAAGCUGGAGGACGAAUGUUCGGAGCUCAAAAGAGACAUCGACGACCUGGAACUCACCAUCGUCAAAGUGGAGAAGGAGAAAUACGCCACAGAAAAUAAGGUUAAGAACUUGGUAGAGGAGCUCACUACUCUUGAGGAGAAACUGCUGAAGGCUUCGAAGGAGAUCAGAGGUUUGCAGGAGGUGCACCAGCGGACGUUAGAUGACCUCCAGGCCGAGGAGGAUAAAGGGAACUCUCUGACGAAGACCAAAAUCAAACUGGAGCAACAGGUUGAUGACCUGGAGGGCUCACUGGAGCAGGAGAAGAAGGUGAAUGCAGACCUGGAGAGAUCCAGAAGAAAACUGGAGGGGGAUCUGAAGCUGUCCCUGGAAACCAUCAUGGACCUGGAGAAUGAAAGACAGCAAAUGGAAGAGAGACUGAAAAAAAAGGACUUUGAAAUCAGCAGCCUGCAGUGCAAAGUCGAUGACGAGCAAGUUCUUAACACUCAACUGCAAAAGAAGAUUAAAGAGCUUCAGGCUCGCGCUGAAGAGCUAGAAGAGGAAAUCGAGGCUGAGCGAUCGGCUCGAGCCAAAGUGGAGAAGCAGAGGUGCGAUCUGUCCAGAGAGCUGGACGAGAUCAGCGACAGGCUGGAGGAGGCCGGAGGAGCCACCGCCGCUCAGGCCGAGAUGAACAAGAAGCGUGAUUCCGAGUUUCAUAGGCUGCGUCGUGACCUGGAAGAGUCCACCCUGCAGCACGAAUCCAUCGCCGCGACUCUACGCAAGAAACAGGCCGACAGCGUCGCCCAACUCAGCGAUCAGAUAGACAACCUUCAAAGGGUCAAGCAGAAACUGGAGAAAGAGAAAAGUGAGCUGAAGAUGGAAAUCGAUGACAUGGUGAGCAACACGGAGAGUGUUCUGAAAAGCAAGGCUAAUCUGGAGAAACUGUGCAGGAGCUUUGAAGACCAAAUGAAUGAAUAUAAAACCAAAGCAGAUGAAGCUCAGAGGUCUCUGAGUGAUUACACGACACUCAGCGCUCGUCAGCAAACAGAAAAUGGUGAGCUUACACGCCUGCUGGAGGAGAAAGAGAUCACUCUGUCCCAGCUGAGCAGAGCCAAAACUGCAGGGAUUCAACAAAUCGAAGAGUUGAAGAGACUUUUGGACGAGGAAAUGAAGACAAAAAGCGCCCUAGCUCACGGUUUGCAGUCAUCUCGCCAUGACUGUGAGCUGCUGAGAGAGCAGUACGAGGAGGAGCAGGAGGCCAAAGCUGAGCUGCAGCGCUGCCUUUUCAAAGCCAACAGCGAGGUGAUUCAGUGGAGAACUAAAUACGAGACGGACGCCAUCCAACGCACCGAAGAGCUCGAAGAGGCCAAGAAGAGGCUGGCCCAGAGGCUGCAGGAGUCUGAGGAAAUGACAGAGGCAGCAAAUGUCAAAUGUGCAUCUCUGGAGAAAACCAAGCAGCGGCUGCAGGCGGAGGUGGAGGAUCUCAUGGUUGAGCUGGAAAGGUCAAAUGCAGCCAAUGCCAGCUUGGACAAGAAACAGAGGAACUUUGACAAGAUUCUGGCUGAAUGGAAACAAAAAAAUGAGGCGAGUCAAUCAGAUCUGGAAGUGUCCCAGAGAGAGUCUAGAGUGCUCAGUACCGAACUCUUCAAGCUGAAAAACUCAUACGAAGAGGCUCUGGAUCAUCUGGAGACAAUGAAAAGAGAGAAUAAAAACCUUCAGCAGGAGAUUACAGAAAUCACAGAGCAAGUCGGACAAUCUGUUAAAACUAUCCAUGAGCUGGAGAAAGCUGCAAAGCAAGCUGAGCAGGAGAAGAGAGACACCCAGGCAGCUCUUGAGGAAGUUGAGUCUUCCCUGGAGCACGAGGAGGCCAAAAUCCUGCACCUUCAACUGGAGCUGAAUCAGAUCAAGUCAGAAGUGGACAGAAAGGUGGCUGAGAAAGACGAAGAAAUCGACCAGCUCAAGCGGAAUCACCAGAGGACCGUGGACACACUGCAGAACACGCUGGACGCCGAGACGCGCAGCAGAAACGACGCCGUCCGAACGAAGAAAAAGAUGGAGGGAGAUCUGAACGAGAUGGAGAUCCAGCUGGGUCACGCCAACCGCCAGGCGGCCGAGGCCACCAAACAAAUGAGGAACCUGCAGGCUCAGUUGAAGGAUGCCCAGGUCCAUCUGGAUGAAGCGCUCCACUGUCAGGAGGACUUUAGGGAACAGCUAGCGAUCACAGAGCGCCGCAACAACCUGAUGAUGGCGGAGAACGAGGAGAUCAGGGCGGCACUGGAGCAAUCUGAGAGAAGUCGCAGGCUGGCCGAGCAGGAAGUGAUCGACGUCAGUGAGAGGAUUCAACUGCUGCACUCUCAGAACUCCAGCCUCCUCAACACUAAAAAGAAGAUGGAGUCUGAUUUAGCCCAGCUGCAGUCAGAGAUGGAGGACACCGUCCAGGAGGCGAGGAACGCCGAUGAGAAGGCCAAAAAAGCCAUCAUGGAUGCUGCCAUGAUGGCCGAGGAGCUGAAGAAAGAGCAGGACACCAGCGCUCACCUGGAGAGGAUGAAGAAGAACCUGGAGGUGUCGGUGAAAGACCUGCAGCAGCGUCUGGAUGAAGCCGAGCAGAUGGCUCUGAAGGGAGGAAAGAAAGAGCUUCAGAAACUGGAAAACAGGGUGCGUGAGCUGGAAAAUGAAUUGGAUUCAGAACAGAAACGCAGCAGCGAGGCCAUGAAAGGUGCGCGCAAAUAUGAGAGGAGAAUUAAAGAGCUCACUUAUCAGGGUGAGGAGGAGAAGAAGAGCGUGGCAAGACUUCAGGAUUUGGUCAACAAAGUGCAGCUGAAAUUGAAAGUCUAUAAGCGUCAGUGUGAGGAGGCGGAGGAACAAACCAGCGUCCAUUUGGCUAAAGCUCGGAAGGUGCAACAUGAACUGGAGGAAGCCGAGGAACGAGCCGACAUCGCAGAAUCCCAGUUGAAUAAAUUACGAGCAAAGAGCCGUGAUGUUGUCGGUAAAGCGGAAUAGAAAUCUGCACCGUGCAAAUCCACUCUAUCAGCUUUGUGAUGAUGAAUGUUUCAGCUCAUCCAAGGGUAUUUAAAAUGGUUUAUUUAGUUUAAGAAGUUGAAUUUUUGCACCCUACAGUAUAAAGGAACACUUAGCAUUUGAAUUUAUCUGAAAAAAAUGAAAAUCAAAUUUGCAGAAACGUGGUUUUCUUUGGACAGUAAGGGGAAUUUGGAGUCAGUUUCAACACUAAAAUCACGGUAAAAAUGUAAUAAACUGACCUUCCACUAAGCAAGAAUGUCAUAUAGGCAGCUGAUGUGAUACGCUAAACAGUGACCACCCACUUUUUUAACGGCUGCGGUUCAGAAGGUGAAUUUCCCGUUAAUUUACUCCAUUGACGUUUCAGAAAAUCCUUAUAUAAAGAGUUUUACGCAUGGAACAAAGACAACCAGCUACGAGAUGAAUCGUGACAAUAAAACAUUUGAUUCGGAGCAAAAAAAAACACAUUGGAAAACAGGGCGAAGGUACAAGACUGUGUACGUCAUUAUUUUAAGAAUGAAGGAACUACUAAUCCCAUAAACCAUUGCGAAUGGCGACUCACCACCUCUAGAAACUCCUGAAAAACAUUUAAGACAGAUUCAGCAACUGCACGCUUUAUUUCUCACCUCAGAUGUUUUCGGAAACACAUUUCGGUGAACUAUUUUCGUAACAUAAGAGAAAGUUUCUAAAUGAGCUGCCAUGUUGGUCCGGUUUGAAAUCCGGGACACCACGGAGCAGCACAUACGAGCGCGUACACUCCGGUCACGGGUGCGGUACACAUUUCCAUGGUAACGGCGAGCUCCACCAAUCAGAAACAUCGCUGUUACACUUGUUUGUGUUGUUGAUUGUGGGUCGUGUAGUACUUCUCUCCAUGACAUCGCGAAUAAAACAUGUUUUUCUUAAAGCUAGGUUGCUAUCAUACAGACUUGCGGCUUCUACAGGAGCAUACAGUAUAUCAUCGAUUCACAAUCUCGUAGCUCAUGGUAAGUCUACCAUGGAUGGUCACGACAUUAUGGCUAAUAAUCAAAUCCUCAUUCAGAAUAUGAAUGGGAUUUUCACUUCCAGAACCUCAAUGUUGAGCUCUAUUACAUUAAAAGGGACAGUUGCAUUAUGGGAAAUGUAGGAUCCAGUGUUUUGGGAUGUUCCCCCAUACUAGCAACUAAUAGUCUGCAUAAUGGCGUCCUCUGCUGCUAUGAUUUUGACUUUUCAGUCAAACAAUUCAAUUGGUUGCAAUCUGCAACCACACCACUAGAUGCCACUAAUUUCUACGUACUGGGAUCUCUAAAGUCAUUUGGAUUCUUUCUCUCGGGAACAUGAAUGUCUGAACCAAAUUUCAUGGAAAUCCAUCCAAUACACUUUGAGAUAUUUCAGUCUGGACUGACUUGCCUAGACUGACUAGUCAGAUUGUUAAAUCAAUAUGUACAGAACAGAGUUUCUUACAUACAUUAUAUACAGCAUCUGGUCGCCAUUCUGUGUUGUUAAUCCUGGGAUCAGUCAGGACCGAACAAAGUAAACAGUGUCAGCUCGACAUGAGCAAGGAAUAGUGUCUACUCUGCAGUUAUUUGUGCACUGACCUGAACUAAAACCCCAAAGACCUUUCUGAAAGUCUUUGUGCAGUCAAGCACUGUGAAAUGCAUCUGAACUGGGGGAAAUUAAUAAUAUUAAUAAAUGAAUACUCGCCAAAACACCAUCACAUAACAUAUUUAAUCAAUAAAAGAAAAAAAGCUGUUACAUCACAGCUUUUUGUGUUAACAAGAAAGAGACAAAUUAAUAUUCAGUUUGGAGUAUUUGUUCAUUAUUAGUCUGUAAAUAAAUUACCCACCACUAGUCUUGUCUUGGUACCUGCAAUAAAAAUAGAUCGCCAAAAGAUGGAGACACUUUAUCCACGUUUAACAUUACUUUUUAAGUAUUGUUUAGUCUCUUGAACCAAUAAAAACAUAAAAUCUUUUAUUUGUUAACCUGCAUUUAUAUCCUGAAUCCUGUUGUUUAUCAACUAACAACAAAAAGGGAAAGCAGAGAUAUUUGAGAUUGUACAAUUUAAGAAACUGAAAUGUGUGAUCUCUGAUAUGAUUGCUAAUAAAAUAUAUAGUUGCUUAACAGUAGUUAUAACAUUUUUAGAUAUGCGGUUAGUUAGUAAUAAGAAUACAGACACAACCUGGUCACAAUCGCUAAAAAUGGAGAAAAAUGAAUGCAUUAAACCAGCAUGGUUACACUCAGAUGCUAUUACCAUACUGUUCAUUUUAACAAAAAACUGAAGCACACAGCUGACAAUGAAAAUUUGCUCAUUUACACUGCCGUGACCCACCAAUUCAGCCGUAAAAAUCACAUUAGCAUCGGCUCACAGCUUCAGCUGAAAACCAAGAGAGGAGAUAAAAACUCAGAUAAGGACAGGCCUGACAUUUAGGCAUUGUAGAAAAGCCUGUGAGUUAAAAUGGACCACGUCAAAAUCCUCCUUUUUCACUCCUGUCAUCGGUGCAGUAAUCAGCAGCAGCUGGUAUGUUCAUGACAUUUGUAGAAAUCCCUGUGAAGCAGGGUUAGAGUUACUGUGGUGCAUGUGUGACUUUCAGCAGGGGAGGAUUAUGUACGAGUGCUGAAGGUAACCUCCAAGUGAAGAGAGAGUACAAAGCGGAGGACGGGUGGUAGUUGAGGAGCAGACAGGUUGUUGCUUGCACUAACAGGACACUAAGUGGACAGGAAGGGACAGACACACACAGUCCACCACUUCCACAACAUUUUCAAAGACUGUAGGGUUAUUCACUCACACUGGAGAGGCUUGUUUUGGUUGCAAAAAUAUUCAAAUUAGGAAAUUACAGAUUUCUAGUUGGUAAAAGAAACAUAAAAGGCACACAUGAGGUUAAUUACUGAUAUAAAUGGGAUUUUAAGCUUUGAUUUUGUUGCUCGGUGGGAUUUCUUAUUGUCUACAUACACUCUGCUUUACUUCUGGUUAUUAAGAGAUUUGAUGUAUUUUCAAGAUAACAACCUGCUGUUCACACUUG